Seriola dumerili (greater amberjack) is the source of this 3405-nucleotide messenger RNA. Its product is annotated as E3 ubiquitin-protein ligase MARCH6-like. Lineage: Eukaryota; Metazoa; Chordata; Actinopteri; Carangiformes; Carangidae. Bases 24 to 2807 code for a protein of 927 amino acids. The record is from RefSeq and is a predicted model, not a curated record. Gene Ontology annotation, cellular component: endoplasmic reticulum membrane. The transcript is spliced from 26 exons. Gene Ontology annotation, molecular function: zinc ion binding.
GGCUGCUUUAGCAGCCAGUCAAGAUGGACACCGCUGAGGAAGCGGACAUCUGCAGGGUCUGUCGGUCGGAGGGGACCCAGGACAAGCCGCUCUACCACCCCUGUGUCUGCACAGGCAGCAUCAAGUUCAUCCAUCAGGAAUGCCUACUGCAGUGGUUGAAACACAGCAGAAAAGAAUACUGUGAAUUAUGCAAACAUAGAUUUGCAUUUACACCAAUCUACUCUCCAGACAUGCCAUCUCGCUUGCCUGUCCAGGAUAUCUUUGCGGGGCUGGUCACCAGUAUUGGAACAGCCAUUAGAUACUGGUUCCACUACACACUGGUGGCCUUUGCCUGGCUAGGCGUGGUGCCUCUCACAGCAUGUCGUAUCUACAAGUGUUUAUUUACCGGCUCUGUGAGCUCUCUCCUUACCCUGCCAUUAGAUAUGCUUUCAACACAAAACCUGCUUGCAGACUGUCUCCAGGGUUGUUUUGUGGUCACUUGCACGCUGUGCGCCUUCAUCAGCCUGGUGUGGCUCAGAGAGCAGAUUGUCCACGGUGGCGCCCCUCAGUGGUUAGAGCAGAAUCAACCCCCUUUGGUUCCCAACCAGCCCAACGGCCCUGCACCAGCUAAUGACGUUCCAGGUGGUAACGCCGCAGCCAACGGCCAGGCGGCUGCAGACGCCGCUGCAGCCCAGCAGCCUGCAGACCCCGCGGCAGACGGCCUGGCUCCUGCCCACCCACAUGAAGCUGGCGACCAGGGAGACGAGGCGGAACUUGAUGAUGAAGAAGAUGACGACGGGGAGGAAGACGAGGAGGAGGAGGAGGACGAGGAAGGCAGGGAAGAGGAUGCUGCUGAUGCCAAUAAUGGAGGACAAGAAGAUUUGAACUGGAACGCUCUGGAGUGGGACCGUGCAGCAGAGGAACUGACCUGGGAAAGGAUGCUGGGGCUGGAUGGCUCUCUAGUUUUCUUGGAACAUGUCUUCUGGGUGGUGUCUCUCAACACACUCUUCAUCCUCGUCUUUGCUUUCUGUCCGUAUCACAUCGGCCAUUUCUCAGUGGUUGGCCUGGGCUUUGAAGACCAUGUCAAAGCUUCACACUUUGACGGCCUCAUCACCACCAUCCUGGGCUACAUCCUCCUGGCCGGAGCGCUCAUGGUCUGCCACGCGCUGGCUUCACUAGUGAAGUUCCAGCGGUCCAGACGCCUCCUGGGCGUCUGCUACAUCGUUGUCAAGGUGUCCCUGCUGGUCGUCAUGGAGAUAGGCUUGUUUCCACUGAUUUGUGGUUGGUGGCUCGACAUUUGCUCGCUGGAGAUGUUUGAUGCCACCCUGAAGGACAGGGAGCAGAGCUUUGACUCCGCCCCUGGUACCACCAUGUUCCUCCACUGGCUGGUCGGCAUGGUCUACGUCUUCUACUUUGCCUCUUUCAUCCUUCUGCUCAGAGAGGUGCUCCGGCCAGGUGUGCUCUGGUUCCUGAGGAACCUGAACGAUCCAGACUUCAACCCAGUCCAAGAGAUGAUCCACCUGCCCAUCUACAGACACCUGCGGAGGUUUAUUCUCUCUGUGGUGGUGUUUGGUUCCAUCGUUUUGCUGAUGCUUUGGCUUCCUAUUAGAAUCAUUAAACUGCUCUUCCCAACCUUCCUUCCCUACAACGUCAUGCUCUACAGCGAUGCCCCAGUUAGCGAGCUGUCGUUGGAGCUGCUGUUGCUUCAAGUCGUGCUGCCGGCGUUGUUGGAGCAGGGUCACACUCGGCAGUGGCUCAAACGGCUCGUCCACGCCUGGACAUUCACAGCGGGAUACAUGCUUGACCUUCACUCUUACCUGCUCGGGGACCACGAAGACGAUGACAACCAACCAAACAACAAUCCUCCCGGUCGCCAUAACAACAACCGGAUCCCCGGGCUGGGGGAGGGGCUUCACGCCGCCCAUCAGGCUAUCCUGCAGCAGGGCGGUCCAGUGGGUUUCCAGCCGUACCACCGGCCUGUCAACUUUCCCCUCAAGAUCGUUCUGUUGGUUGUCUUCAUGUGUGUGACGCUGCUGCUGGCCAGUCUGAUCUGCCUCACGCUGCCGGUGUGCGUGGGUCGCUGGCUCAUGUCUUUCUGGAUGGGCAGCGCCAUGGUUCACGAGCUGUACACAGCGGCCAGCGGCCUAUACGUCUGCUGGCUGUCCAUCCGAGCCGCCACCGUGCUGCUGUCCUGGAUGCCACAGGGCCGGACUGUCAUCCUGCUCAAAGUCCACGAGUGGACGCUCAUGAUCCUGAAGACCAUCGUGGUGGCCGUCCUGUUAGCCGGGGUGAUACCUCUGCUGUUGGGUCUGCUGUUUGAGCUGAUCAUCGUCGCUCCUCUCAGAGUCCCACUGGACCAGACACCACUCUUCUAUCCCUGGCAGGACUGGGCGCUCGGCGUGCUCCAUGCUAAAAUCAUCGCCGCCAUCACGCUGAUGGGGCCUCAGUGGUGGCUCAAAACCGUCAUCGAGCAGGUGUAUGCCAACGGAAUCCGAAACAUCGACCUCUAUUUCAUCUUGCGAAGGCUGGCUGCUCCAGUCAUCUGCGUCCUGCUGCUGUCUCUCUGUGUGCCCUACACCAUCUCUAAAGGAAUUACACCUCUGCUUGGUGUGCAGCCAGAGAUGCAGACGCUGGUGGAGAGGAGGAUCUAUCCGUUCCUGCUGAUGGUGGUCAUACUGUUGGCCAUUCUGUCCUUCCAGAUACGACAGUUCAAGCGCUUAUACGAACACAUCAAAAAUGACAAAUACUUAGUUGGACAGAGACUUGUGAAUUACGAACGCAAGACGGGCAGGAGCAUGUCCACCUCCUCCUACAGCACCUCCUCGUAGACCUGACCCUUGAUGUGGGAUCGGUGGAGCUGACUCACUCUGCGCAGCACUGGGGAGCUAACACCGGCUCCUGUGGUGAAACCUUUUUGUUUCCUCUCUGCUCGGCUGUCAACUUCACACACAAUCUAUAAACAUUUGACUGCACGCUGGUUAUUCUUAUUCACCGACAUCUACUGCAAUCACAGGGUCGGAGACGAGGGCCUCGAGGAGUGAAAACAAAAGAGUCUCGACUCAAUUUCUGAACCAGGUUGUUAUCCAACCUGUAAAAACCUGCCAGUGUGACAGAACAACAACUCUUCUGGCUGGUCAUCCUGUCUAAUGUGUUUUUGUCUUCACCGCAGCUGACAUUUAAAUUGUAAAGGUUUGAGAUGAAGUCGGGUCGGUUGAGCAUAGCUUUUACCUCAGAUUGUGCUUGUGUUGAAUUGAAUAUUGUUUUGGUCACACUGAGCGUCUCUUACGGGACAUUUUCUGAACUGCAGGGGAGAUAUUUGAACUAUAAUGGGGACGCCUUUAGUGGUUCUGUUCCAACGGUAGAUUUGUCUCUAAAGGCACCCGUCAUCAGAUUGAGGUCGUCAGUGACGAGGAGGGACAUACAUGA